This is a messenger RNA of Alnus glutinosa, 712 nucleotides long. RefSeq lists its product as uncharacterized. Gene Ontology annotation, biological process: ribosomal large subunit assembly; translation. The transcript has 3 exons. Gene Ontology annotation, cellular component: ribosome. Bases 170 to 547 code for a protein of 125 amino acids. The record is from RefSeq and is a predicted model, not a curated record. Lineage: Eukaryota; Viridiplantae; Streptophyta; Magnoliopsida; Fagales; Betulaceae. Gene Ontology annotation, molecular function: rRNA binding; structural constituent of ribosome.
AGAAAAAAAAAGAAAAAAAAAGAAGAAGAAAUUCCCUCAGGCAGAAAAAAUGAGGGUUCUCGCCUUAUAAUGUAAAACCCUCCCGAGUACUGAGUCCUGAGUCCUGAGGGUGUUCCACAGUGAGUGACUAGCACGGCCCUUGGUUGGUGAUAGCAGGAAGGAAAGAAAGAUGAACAAGGACAAAAUAUUUAAGCUUGCAAAGGGGUUCAGGGGCAGGGCCAAGAACUGCAUAAGAAUAGCGACAGAGAGAGUGGAGAAGGCCUUGCAGUACUCCUACAGAGACCGCCGCAACAAGAAGCGUGACAUGCGCUCCCUCUGGAUCCAACGCAUCAACGCCGGCACCCGCCAACACGGCGUUAAUUAUGGCAACUUCAUGCAUGGGCUGAUGAAAGAGAACAUCCAACUGAACAGGAAAGUUUUGUCAGAACUAUCUAUGCACGAACCAUAUAGUUUCAAGGCCCUGGUAGAAGUCUCUCGCAAUGCAUUCCCUGGAAAUAAGAAUGUGGUGAUCCCUCCCAAAAAGGAAGGCAUUUCAAUUGUUGUGUAAUUGGUGAUUUAGAUCACUCAUUCUCUCAUUGCCCUUUCAAAGAAAACUGAAAACUGAACCGUUAAGAGUUAGUGCCUUUUUGUUUUGUUUUGUUUUUUGGAACACUACUCGGUGAUUUUAUUUACCUUUUAAAAAAUAAAUCGACUGUUUUUUCUCCUCUGUUAA